This is a messenger RNA of Mercurialis annua (annual mercury), 858 nucleotides long. RefSeq lists its product as uncharacterized. The transcript has a single exon. The record is from RefSeq and is a predicted model, not a curated record. Gene Ontology annotation, molecular function: nucleic acid binding; RNA-DNA hybrid ribonuclease activity. Lineage: Eukaryota; Viridiplantae; Streptophyta; Magnoliopsida; Malpighiales; Euphorbiaceae. Bases 1 to 858 code for a protein of 285 amino acids.
AUGUGUCUAUGUCUGUACUUCACGUGUUGUAAGCUGCGAUACUAUAUGUUGCCGGUCGUAGUGUAUGUUUUGUCGCAGACCGAUAUCAUUAAGUACAUCUUAUCAAAACCAUACUUAAGGAAUCGGAUUGGAAAAUGGGCGAUUGCAAUGUCCGAAUUCACAUUGGUGUAUGUUCCCCAAAGAGCAGUAAAAGGACAAGUGUUGGCAGACUUCUUGGCCGAUCACCCUGGUAUUACCCUCAAGGAAGAAACAAUCACGUUCUUCGACAUCGCCGUGUGGAAGAUGUGGUUCGACGGAUCCAGGACAAGCCAGGGGGCAGGCGCGGGAGUACACAUCGUCACGCCCUUGGGGGCAUCCUACCAAUUGUCAUUCAGACUCCAGUUCGAGUGCACCAACAAUCAGGCAGAAUAUGAGGCCCUCAUAUUCGGUUUUGAGAUUUUAGCCGAGCUAGGGGCAAGGGCGAUCAGUGUAAAAGGAGAUUCUUUGCUAGUCAUUAAACAAGUGACAGGAGAAUUCAAAUGCGAGUCCGAGCUGUUGAUAAGGUAUUGCAACAAGGCAAAACACCUGAUCGAAGGCUUUCAGGAUACGAGGAUAGAAUACACAGAGAGGGCCGAUAACGGCGUUGCAAACGACCUAGCUCAGCACGGUAGUGGUUACAAGGUAAACCGAGAGUUCGACGCCAUAAAGAGGGAAACACCGAAUCUCCACACCGGGGGCAUCACGAUCGACGAAAGACAAUUCUCGGUUUACCAGCGGGACGUCACCCAAGAUUGGAGGGACGAGCUCCUUAAGUGGUUCGAAAAACCAGACGCCACGAAUAGGAGGUUGAGGACUUUAGCCCUUAAUUACGUUGUCUGA